AUGAUAGAACAGUUGAAAUGCAUGUCGAACACGUCUGCCAGAUAUGUCAGGAAUUAUCAGUUAUAUUCUGUUAUUGGAAGUGGAGCCUUUGGGGUUGUUUAUUGUGCCAAAAAGAAUGACGGCAACAAGUGGUUUGCGAUCAAAGAGGCAUGCAGUUUUACUAAGAACUUGCAGAUAAAGACGUGGAUGCUUAGAAACCUAACAGAUGGAAAUAUUGAGAACACCAUCCGGGAAUUGGCCAUGAUAGAACAAGAACUGGACCACCCAAACAUUGUCAAAUAUUACAAAACAUUCCUCGAAAACGACUCCCUUUACAUUUUGAUGGAUUAUAUCGACGGAAUUUCCAUCGACCAUUUCGUGUUCUACGCUCAAGAACGUGACCAAAACAUCGAAGAGGACAGAAUAUGGGGAAUGACAGUCCAGUGGGGACAAGGUCAUUUUGCUGGUGCAUCUGUUGGAUUUAAAUGGUCUAGUCCAGAAAUAGUACUGAACAAAGACUACACAAAUAAAGUGGACAUAUGGUCAAUGGGAUGUGUCCUUUAUAAUAUUUGUCAACAUAAAUUGCCAUUUAAUGGAGAGAAUAUGCUUGAACUAGUCACAAACGUAACACACAGAAUAAAAUCGUAGAUUGUGGAGGGCAAAUACUCGCCGAUUCAAAAAUAUUCUCACCAGUUGCAAACACUUAUUUCCAAGUUGAAUUAUAAUUUAAUGUGAGGUGUCUCACCGUGCCAGUGGAGGACAGGCCAGACAUUGAGCAAAUUGGUACCUCAGUCAGCGAUAAAAUGAUCAAGUAUUUCGAGUCCAAUCACAGGUCCACAAUUCGCAUGCAAAAAAGUCUCAACAAACAAAC
Octopus sinensis (East Asian common octopus) is the source of this 850-nucleotide messenger RNA. RefSeq names its product serine/threonine-protein kinase Nek10-like. The transcript has 2 exons. The record is from RefSeq and is a predicted model, not a curated record. NCBI's taxonomy places the organism in Eukaryota, Metazoa, Mollusca, Cephalopoda, Octopoda, Octopodidae. The coding region runs from base 1 to 627 and encodes 208 amino acids. Gene Ontology annotation, molecular function: protein kinase activity; ATP binding. Gene Ontology annotation, biological process: protein phosphorylation.